GAACUCCUCCUCCUGCACCUACCUCUCCCGACAGGGGAAAGCACGGGACUGAGCCAGCAUAUGCACUCUCCAGCGUCACCCUGCGCCAGGACGCCUGGCCAUGCGCCAGGGGCCCUGCGCUGGGCUGCUGCAGUUGGCGCCUCAGAGAACGCACAAAAAAAGCAUGCUCGGAUGCCGCCCAAUGGCAGACAACGAGGAGCGCUGGAGCGCGUGAGCAAAAGCGGAGGCCUAGUCGACCAGAUGCCGCCUGCCAGCAGAGGGAGGAGGAGGAGGAGGAGGAGGAGGAGGAGGAGGAGGAGGAGGAGGAAGAAGAGGGGGAGCACUGGAGCAAAAAAGAGACCGUUCUAUCGCGUGAGCGGAAGCGGAGGCCUUGUCGACCACGCCGCCGCUGCGGUGCCAUCCACAGCUCGCCGUCGGACGCGCACGGUAAAGACUGCAAGCCGCGAGCGGAGGGAACGGAACGCCCGGCAGACAUGGAGCUUCGAAGGCUGGUCCGCCACAACGGGGAAGUGUGCCUGCCUCCAAUCGUGCGCUUGCUCGCGCGUGCGCCGUGCGCGGAGGCAGGAGGACCAGCGCCAGAAGCUGCGAGGCUGGCCACGGGCAACAGAGUCCGUCGCAUCAGCUGCGCGGCUGACCUGUGGGGGCAGCAGCUCGAAACACACGCAGUGUCUGCACCUCGGUCCCUGUGCGGCAUCGCCUGGCUGCGUGGCGGACGUAUUGGGGAGAGCAAAAGGAUGCCGCUACUCCCCGGACCUCUCCCACAGUGCGUUCUGACCAGGAUUUCGAGGCGAAUCCAGCGGUGGUGGUGAGGGCCGCCCAGGACGCCCAAAAAGGGGAAAACGAG
Messenger RNA from Prorocentrum cordatum, 844 nucleotides. The record is from the annotation of a GenBank genome assembly. NCBI's taxonomy places the organism in Eukaryota, Dinophyceae, Prorocentrales, Prorocentraceae.